CUCUCCUCCCGACACGCCACAGUCUACAUAAAAUACUGUGGGGAAAACUGAACACAGAGAAAGAUUAAAAACCAUUAAUUUCCUGAUCUAUUAAAGAUACUGACACAAUUUCAUACCACUUUGUUUAAUUUAAGAAGUCAAACGUUACAUGCACGUGCCUUGUGGUUGCCAUAGUUACACCACAACACUUUAACUUUCAUGACACAGACGGCGCUACGGCAGCAAAUGUAUUUGUAAUUUUUUUCUUCUAGACGCAUUUUUCAAUUCCGGGUAUGACAGAAUCCACUGUUCGUAGAUCAGCUUUCGGCAGCGGUCAACAUCGGAAACUCUUCCCUCUCCAUUACGCUCCAGACAGAUUGGGAAACCAGAUGUCACGACUGAACGCACCGCACGUCGGCCCUGGCUGCUAUAACAACCAUGAGUACGGCACCAUAAUCUAUGAAAUUGAGAGGACACCAGGAAGUAAGAGAGGAUACUGUCUGUCUGCAAGAACUGCGGCUCGUUUUCCACCUGACAUCCAGACCUCGACGCCUUCACCACAGCUGUACCAACCAGAUCAGAGCCAGUCCAGGACUGUCCUUCCUGGAAAAACACCUUUCAAUUCAUCUGCAGAGAGGUUUAAAGGCAGAUUAAGUACAGUGGAGACCAACCCAGGACCUGGGACCUAUGAUUACAACGCAGUGACCAACAGGAAAGUGAGCUGGCCGAUGUGCUUUGGCAGACCAGACUGGUCCAGACUACCUCAGCUGGAGAAGAAGUCACUCAGAGUAAUGCUAAAUGGUGAAAAAGAGUUCCUGAAGCACAGAAGCAGAGUGGCCUACCUGAGUUUGUACUAUUAACGUUGAUGUGAAUGCUAUAAAGAAAAAAACAACAACCAAAUGAUUGUGUUUCUCAUUACUUCUGGGAACACUUAAUGUCAAGAUCAAGACUAAAUAUCAUUACACAAACUUUAAAAAAAGAAACUUAGUUUUCUUUAUUCACAAAAUGGCUGUCUGUAUAUUACACGACUCAACAUACAAA
Messenger RNA from Cynoglossus semilaevis (tongue sole), 1020 nucleotides. Its product is annotated as protein pitchfork. Bases 273 to 839 code for a protein of 188 amino acids. Gene Ontology annotation, biological process: regulation of cell projection organization. Lineage: Eukaryota; Metazoa; Chordata; Actinopteri; Pleuronectiformes; Cynoglossidae. Gene Ontology annotation, molecular function: cytoskeletal protein binding. The transcript has 5 exons. The record is from RefSeq and is a predicted model, not a curated record.